GCUGCAACGAAUACUUCUAGUAGCUGGGAAUUUGAAAAUUCAACAUCAAUUACUACAAAUACAACGAUUAUAACACGGCGAAAUACGUCGUGGUUAAAUCCGGUUCCGGGCACCAAUCUGACUGAUUCGUUCGUUGAAGAUGUAUUAAGUACGACGCCAUUACCAGUUCAUAACUUGAUGGGAAUUAAGGACCAGCCGGGCAACGAAACUAAAAACAUUCCAAAUGUUUUAGUUAACAAUAAUACUAUGCUGCAUGUUGCAAAGGAAAAUGGUGUUGCUAAUGCGGCUUUCUUCCAAGCUUUUAUGAGGAAUGGGUCGCUUGGGAAGAAAUUGCCGAAAUCCACUACAACCUUGCGUCCUACAGCGACGACAACUGCCAAGUCAACUACAACCACCAAAAUCACAACAACUUCGAAAGCAACUACACGGAAACCCAAGGAGCAAAUUAGGGUCAAACCAGAGAACGACGAUUUCAUGGAAUCGGUUGGGCUCAAACAACGAAAUUCUUUCAAAAACAAAACGAAUGAAGCCCAGAAACCCAUUCUGGGGUUGAUUGAUCCCAAUAAUAAACUUUUGAGUAUACACGUUAAUCAGCCCAAACUUGUUAGUGCGGAUGUAGAAGUUCCGGGACUUCAAGGAUUGUUGCGAGAAAAUUUGCUUAAACUAAACACAACAUUGUAAAAUGUUGACUUAAGGCUAAAUAGUUGAAGUAAAUUAUUAGGUAUCAUCAUUCUCUUAUGAUCGACAAAACACAAUCGAAUUACAUAUGUAAUCGUCCUCAGUUUUGUAGAAAUUACUUGCAUAGCAAUCUCGUGCAAGCAAUAAUCCAGGGAAAUCAUAAUUUUUAAUCAAUUUUCUUCUCAUAUUUUGAAUUCAUUCAAUACAUCAAUAAGUGAGAGUAGGACAUUCAGAUCAAAUUAGCCUAGAAAUGAAAAAAAUUAAAUAUUUUAUUCAUGUCAUUUUAGCUAGUGCAGACCCUUAAAUAUAUUUUUACGAGAUCGAUUUUCACGAUUUGUAAGUGGAUGGUGAUCAUUGUUAGGUCUAAAGUUGUGUUUGUCUCAGAUAAUAAAUUGGUCACUGAUGCAGUGAUCCAUAAAGGUAGAAGCGUGGCCUGAAAACUGAUCUCGCCACUAGUUG
This is a messenger RNA of Folsomia candida, 1137 nucleotides long. RefSeq lists its product as uncharacterized. The transcript has 2 exons. NCBI's taxonomy places the organism in Eukaryota, Metazoa, Arthropoda, Collembola, Entomobryomorpha, Isotomidae. Bases 178 to 681 code for a protein of 167 amino acids. The record is from RefSeq and is a predicted model, not a curated record.